GUUGAGAGCUCUGGAAUUCGAAGAAGGCACGAGGGCAAGUAAAAGAAUAAAAGGGGAUGUAGAAGGUAGCAGUCACACUGCCGGUUUAGUCUCUCACUGCCACUUGCUUCUGCUCUUCUUGCAGUGUGGGAGUGGCUGCGAUAGAGAGGAAGGGGGAGAGAGAGAGAGAGAGAGAUGGGGAGGGCUCCGUGUUGCUCGAAAGUUGGGCUUCACAGAGGACCAUGGACUGCUAGAGAAGAUGCACUGCUGACCAGAUACAUAAAGGUUCAUGGAGAAGGCAAUUGGAGACAUCUCCCCCUGAAAGCAGGGCUGUUGAGAUGUGGGAAGAGUUGCAGGCUGAGAUGGAUGAACUACCUGAGGCCAGACAUAAAGAGGGGAAACAUUGGUCCCGAUGAAGAGGAGCUCAUCCUUAAGCUGCACGCCCUUCUCGGCAACAGGUGGUCUCUCAUUGCCGGCAGGCUGCCAGGUCGCACAGACAAUGAAAUUAAGAACUACUGGAACACCCAUCUCAGCAAGAAACUCAGAAAUGAAGGGAUAGAUCCCGACACCCACAAACCCCGCAGCAACCUCACCCUUGCUCCUCGGCCUCCUCCUCCCCCACGGCAGAAACUCGGAAACUCUAAGGGGAAGAGCACAGCCAAUGUCACCAACUUUGUGAAGGUCUAUGCUCCUCGCGCCACUAGAGUCAGAUCAAGCGUCCUACCACCCUGGAAGCUUGUAAAAGCAAAAUUGAGCAGUGGUGAUCUUCAACGCAGAGGUGACGGCUGCUGCUCCUUCCCUCCUCCUCCUCCUCUCAUGGAGGGUGGUGGUGGCUGUGAGGACGCAGAGGAGCUAACUAAUGGGGUACGGCAUGAAUUACUUCCGUGGGAGUACUGCGGCGGCCAUGGCCCUCGCGUGGAUGAAGCCAUGGCCGACAUCUUUGGCGAGCUUGGGGAGGAGGGGAGCGCUGCGGCGGUGGUAGGUGAAGAAGGGCGGCAGCAGCAACACGUGCAACCAAAUGCCGCCACCUCCUUCGAAGAUGAAACUCUUCUCCUAGAUUCUUUCAUUCAAUCCCUCUUGGAUUCAAAUGAUGUGCUGAGUUUUAUGUAAAUUGGUGCCAUCGUUCCUUUUCCUUUCAAUUUCCGGUGUUUACGUAGAAGUACGGCAGUUGAUGGGACUCCAUGCGCUUCGUCUUCCUUAGCAACGGACUAAAAACCGGCCACCGGCAUUCUUGGACCUCAACACCUGUUGCAGACGCUGCUUUUAUGCGCGAGUUACUUGGAGCGCCAGAGCACCAGUAGCAGGAGGCGCCCGUAGCAAUUAAAAAAAGGCCGCAUCCAAUAAAGGCCAUAAACCAGUCCGCCGGCCAGGCUGUCGUUACUUCAAUCCCCGACUAUGUCAACUCUUCUUUCUCCAAUGAAAAGAUACUAAUGUGCAUCCCUCCCUUCUUUG
Nymphaea colorata (pocket water lily) is the source of this 1431-nucleotide messenger RNA. RefSeq names its product myb-related protein Zm38-like. The record is from RefSeq and is a predicted model, not a curated record. Bases 175 to 1089 code for a protein of 304 amino acids. The transcript has 2 exons. Lineage: Eukaryota; Viridiplantae; Streptophyta; Magnoliopsida; Nymphaeales; Nymphaeaceae.